GUCAAUAACAUAAUAUCAUGUACCUACCUAGUUGUGGUUGUUUUCAAGGUUGUUUUGAGUUAUUUUUAUAUUUUUGUUGACCAAGCCACGGCCAAGCGAACCACACAAAUUUUGAUAAUAAUUUUCAUAAACUAGACAACUAAUUAAUAUAGAAAACAUAAAACGGUUUGCUUCCAGAAAUGGCAAAGAGAGCGAAUCCCUUCAUUGAAGACUUUGUGCAGCAAAGAAAAAUUCACGUUGGAUUAAAACAAUUUAAUAAUAAUAACGAAAGGCUUGAAAAAGUUUAUAAAAGAAUGCUGGAUAUAUUAUUUAAGGGUGCCAAGAAAGCCCAGCAAGAUAACAACAAAAUAGAAGUGGUGGUUAACAAUAAGAAAGAUAGUCUCAAACAACUGUUCUUGGCUGCUGAUGGGACACUCUUGCAUUCUGGUGAAAUGGUGAAGGUUACAGCAUCCCUGUCAUGUGUAUGUGGUGAUGACACUACAGAUAAAUGUGCAUAUUGCGAGGCAGCCCUGUGCGCGCGCUGUGAGCGGCCGUGUACACGCUGCGGACAUGUGUACUGUGCAAGAUGUUCUAUAUUUGAGGCUGAAGGAACAGAAGUAUGUGUGUCUUGCUAUGGCUGAAACAUUGAUUUAAAUAUACUUGUGAACAUGUGGGAGGAAAAGGACAAUGUUUCCCAAGAUAGUGAUAUAGGGUUUCUUAUGGGUGGAUUUUAGUCACAGGGUUUUGUAUUAUAAUAGUAAAUGAAUAGGGGUCAGUGUCCAAACCUAAAUUAUAUUAUGACAUAGUAGAUGAUGUUGUGAAGUGAGAUUAAAUCUUUGUUCUAAAUAAUAUAUUGUUGUAAAGUUGUGUUAAAGGCGGGAACUUCUACUAUUAAAUAAUAAUUUAAAAUAUGUUUUUAAGUUUCAUGUUCUAAUAUUUUUGUCUAAUCGUUGACUAUGUAUGUAUGCAUAAAAUAUAGGAAUAUAAUUUUAAAUGAAAUAAAACAAGUUACAUCCACAA
Molecule: messenger RNA, 999 nt
Organism: Colias croceus (clouded yellow)
Lineage: Eukaryota; Metazoa; Arthropoda; Insecta; Lepidoptera; Pieridae
Product: apoptosis regulatory protein Siva-like
Exons: 5
Coding region: 180-620 (146 amino acids)
Biological process (GO): extrinsic apoptotic signaling pathway
Molecular function (GO): CD27 receptor binding
Source: RefSeq, a predicted model, not a curated record